AUGUAUCGACCUCAACAUAUUUCUGGAUACGCCGAGUUACAAGAUAAAUUGCACAAAUUAGCAAUGGCGCGGGAUAGUCUUAUAUUACAGAUUGCUGUUUUAAACGAACACUGUAAAGCAGAAAAAUUAAAGCUAAAAGAUAUAUCAUCUAUGGCUGAUCGUUUGAUAAAUUAUAACAAUUACAAUAGUCCUGGAAAUUGUAAUAAUGGUUAUAUUUCACAAAAUAAAUAUAAUGAAAUAACACCAGCUGGAUUUAAUCGUCAAAGAAUAUUACUAGAAAUUGAAAGACUUCAAAAUCAUGUAGCACAGUUGGAGAUAAGUAAAUUGGAGGCUGAAGCAAAAUUAAAAUUAUUUCAGUCAGAUAUUGAGGAAAUUAAUUCAGUUUGUGGGAUGUCUGAUAGAUCUAGUGCGCAAAUAUUAACAUCCGCUGAUUCACAUUGUCGGAAUAUACUUAAAAAUAUAUCAUUACUUUCUAAGAGUGAUGCUUCAAGAGUUUAUAAUGAAUUAUUAAAUAGAUUAGAAGAUUAUGAACUAUAUUCAUUUUAUAAUCAAAAUAAUGAUUAUGAGUAUGAUAACAAUGGUGAUCCAAGAUAUUUGUCAAAUGAAAAACCCUCAAAUAUGACAGAAGCAGUAUAUUCUGUUCUUAAUAAGUUAACUAAUCAAACAGCGCAAGAAAUUGAUAAACUAAAAGAUCAAGUAGAGAAGUUAAUUGCAGAUAAUCAACAAAAAAACGUUGAAUUAUUAUUAAUGAAAAGUAUUUUAAUGGUAGAACUUCAAGGUGGUAGGCAUAAUAAUGCUUUAGCUAUUAGAAAUAUGUUAGAACGUCUUGGAAUUGAUGAUUCUAAAGAAAAUAUAACACAUUCUAAUUCAUAUCCAGUUAAUUUGGCACAAAUUAAUUCACCUAUUCCAUCAUCAACAUCUUAUAAUUCAAAUCUUUCCUAUCCAGAAAUAUCAAAUACCUGUGGUUUGCCCCCAAUUCCACCAUCCUUUGAACGUCAGUCCCAAAUGGCUUCUGUUGUUAAUCAAUUAAAAGCUGAACUAAAUGAACUUCGUCAUCCUGAUAGUUGUGUUCAAAGAAAUUUAUCUUACGAUGGUAAUCAUAACUCACGUUUACCAUAUUCAAAUUCAUCUUAUUCAAUGAGCCUUCCUCGAAAUUCUCAUAAAAUUUUGACUACAUCCGGUUGUGGUGAGUUAACUAGAUCUAUUGACAAUGAUUGCAUUAUGAGAAGUGAUAUUGCGAAUUGUGAUAGUCAAAAGUGCUUACCCCCUCCACCACCUAGACCUAUUCAUCGUUCAUGUUCUGUUUCAUCACUAGCUUUCUUGUCUAAUAUACCUAGUAGAUAUUGUACAAUAGUAGAACAAAAUAAGCAUGGUAAUAAGGAUGAUUUACCUCCAAAUGGUAAAAAACAACUAUUAAAAUCAAAAUCAUUAAGAAUUGGUAAUAAUAAAGAAAAGAUGACAUUAUCUAAGAAUUCUAAUACAAAAAAUAUUGUUGAAAAUUUUUUUAAUUUUAGUAAAAAUAAUGGUAAAAAUAUUAAGAAUUCUAAAAAUAGUAAUAUAAGUUAUUCUACACCAAAUCUUACAGAACAAAAAGAAAGUGUACAAGAUAUAUUAGAUAAUGAACAAAAAAUAAGAAAACAGAUACAAAAACCAAUGGCAUCUGUUAUUAAAAAUGGUUUAGAAAUAUUUGAGGAUGAAAAUUCAAAUAUGAAAAUUAUUUUUUCAACAAAUAGAACAUCUAGAUGUGAUAAUGAUAGUAUUCAAGGUAAAACAUCUAUUGGUAGUUCAAGUACACCAACAUUUAAAAGAGAUAGAACAAGAUCAACCUUUAAAAAUUUAAUAGGACGUCUGAAAAGAAGUUCCUCACAAAAUACAGAUAAUAUAAAAACAUUACAAAUGCAUAAAAGUGUUUCAAGUCGAUUUUGCAGUCCAUCAUAUUUUUCAUUACCACGUAGACGACCAUCAUUACAACAAUUUAUUGAAUGGACAUCUGAACAAGUUGGUGAAUAUUUAGGUAAUAUUGGUUUUGCUGAAUAUAUGCCAAAAAUACAAAAAAACAUUCGUUCUGGAAGGCAUUUUUUAAAUUUAUGUGAUCAAGAACUUGAAAAAGAAUUAGGAAUAAAAAAUAAUUUACAUCUUAAACGUUUAAGAUAUAAUUUAAAUGUUAUAGAAAAAGGUAUUAUAGAUGAUGCAGAUCAUGUUUCAGUAUCACGAGUAUGUACAUGGCUUGAAGAUUUUGGUUUACCUCAUUUAAGAGAAAUUUUUCAAGAUAAUAUGAUUGAUGGACCAAUGUUUAAUAAUUUAACGGCAAAAGAUUUAAUUGAUAUGAAAAUUAUAUCAGCAAUUCAUCAUGCAUCAAUUGCUAGAGGAAUUCAAUAUUUAAGAGAGAAUGAUUUUAAUAUACAACGCCUAGAAAAUAAUCCAAGUGAUAUGACAAAUUUUCAGUCAAUAUCAAAUGAAGUAAAACGUUGGUCACAAAAUGCUACUUGUCAAUGGUUAAAAUCAAUUGAUUUAGUUGAAUUUACUCCAAAUAUCUUUGGUCAAGGUAUUCAUGGUGCAUUAAUGAUAUAUGAACCAACAUUUACAGCUGAAUCAUUAUGUGAUAUAUUAUGUAUACCACCACAAAAAACAUUAUUACGAAGGCAUGUUAUUUCACAUUUUAAUGGAUUAUUAGGACAAAAUAUUAUAACACAUAAAAGAGAAGUUCUUUCACAACCAUUAGUAUCAUAUUUAUCACCAUUAAUAAAAGUUAAAAUUGCCAAAAAACAAUUUUUAAAUGUAAGAAAAAAAUCGAAAUAUGAUGUUUUUGUAGAAGCUGAUGAAUACGUUUGUCCAAAAACAACUAAUGCAAUUAGUAUUAAGUCAAAAAGGGCUGAUUUCAUAAACAGUUUAGAAUCUUCAAAUGUUUAA
Messenger RNA from Strongyloides ratti, 2910 nucleotides. Its product is annotated as AT31531p. Gene Ontology annotation, cellular component: presynaptic active zone. Lineage: Eukaryota; Metazoa; Nematoda; Chromadorea; Rhabditida; Strongyloididae. The transcript has 6 exons. Gene Ontology annotation, biological process: neuromuscular junction development. The coding region runs from base 1 to 2910 and encodes 969 amino acids. The record is from RefSeq and is a predicted model, not a curated record. Gene Ontology annotation, molecular function: protein binding.